Adineta ricciae is the source of this 696-nucleotide messenger RNA. Lineage: Eukaryota; Metazoa; Rotifera; Eurotatoria; Adinetida; Adinetidae. The record is from the annotation of a GenBank genome assembly.
AUGUCUAAAAUCCUCGAUCAAAACGACAACUACACGUAUGAGAUAUUACAAGACAAAGAUUGUAUCGAAUGUGCAACUUUUCUUGCUUAUACAUUCACCAAGGAUAAUCCGUACGAAAUUUUUAUGAAAACAACCUUCGAACAAUUUUUUUCGGACGCACUUGCACUGUGCCAAGCUAUUGUCAGUACAAAUCUAUCUGUCAUUGCACGUCAUAAACAAACAAAUCAAAUCGAUGGUAUUGUACAAGGCAUUGAUCUAAAUACUCCCGAUGAUGAAGAAGAUUCAACAGCUGAUACCAACGCCGGUGAAGAGAAACGAGCAGAUCCAAUUCUGCAAUUGAUACAUCAAUCUAAAGAAGAUUAUAUAAAAGAAUAUGAAAAAACACAUGGUGAAUUGAAACAAAAUUCAGUUGCACAUAUACUCAUGGUUGGUGUACGAUCAGAUUGUCAUGGAAGAGGCCUGGCUUCAAAAUUGAAUCAAGUCUUUCUUGAUCAUGUUCGUCGUCAAGGAUUUAAACACGUGAUUGUUGAUACAACAAGCGCAGCUAUCCAGCAUAUAUAUGUAACGAAACUGAAAGGUACGGUGUUCAAAUCCGUUCAUGCACCAACGUUUAUUACCAAAAAUGCCAACGGUGAUGAGUAUCGACCUCUUGAACAUUUUGAUAGCAACGUUUUGCUUGUUGUCAUUGAUUUGUAA